GGUCACGCGCGGACGGGCGACCGCUCGACCGGCGAUAACCGUUCCAAGAAGACGCGACCACCACCACGACCAGAGUGAGAGAGAGAAGAAGAACAACAACACCGAGGUGACUGAAGGAUCACGCGGAGGAGGAGAGCCCUCGAGGCCGGCGUCGAGGAGGAGGAGGAGGGAGUGAAUAGGAGGAGGAGGAGCUAGCGGCGGCGGCGGCGGCGGCGUGGGAGCGUGCGCACCGGGGCCGGGCUGAGUGCAAAAUCGGUGCGCACGGCCCCAACGCGAUCGCCGCCCCGCCCGGAACCUCAUUGGCAGUAGCAGCGGCGGCAGCGGCAACAACAGCAGCAGCGACACAAGAAGCAUAAGAAGAAUUAAAGCAAACAAAGGACGCCGUGACCCGGUUACGUGUUCGUCGGCAUCUUUGUGUGUCUUGCUUGAGCCUCGUUUUGGAGGCGGCGGCGUCACUCGUCUGUCGCUUCGGUCGAGCCGCGGCGAGGUCGGCAACAAAGGAACGCCUGGAGCAAGUUUCCUCGAUCGCUAUUCAUCGUCGUCCGUCCGUCCCUCUUCAUCUGGGUGACUUGGCUCAGCACGGCGGAGUUGUCCGUCGGCACGAACCGCUCGAUUAGCGAAGAACAGGAAGCGGCGGCGGCGGCAACAACGAACGAAACCUUCGUCCUCUUCCUCCACUGCCUUCAUUCGUCUCCAUCGUCUCGUGUGCUCCUCCAACCGAUCCGAUCGUCGUCCAUUCCAUCGGUGAAGCACGAAGACCAAGGAGGGGGCAACCAUGAAUCCGAACCGAGCUCGCCUGAUGUGCAUGCUGGCGCUCACCAUCGCCUUCUUCUUCGUGGAGCUGGUGGUGAGUCGCAUCACCGAGUCGCUCGCCAUGCUGUCCGACUCGUUCCACAUGCUGUCGGACGUGAUCGCACUCUGCGUGGCCCUGGUGGCCGUCAAGUUCGCCGAGCGAACCGAGUCCACGAGCAAGAACACGUUCGGAUGGAUCCGCGCCGAGGUGAUGGGCGCCCUGGUAAAUGCGGUCUUCCUCACGGCGCUUUGCUUUACCAUCGUGCUGGAGGCCAUCGAACGCUUCACCGAGCCACGCCGCGUCGAUCAGCCCCUGCUCGUUCUGGGCGUGGGUCUCGGUGGCCUCCUCAUAAACCUCAUCGGGUUGUGCAUCUUUCGUGGCCACAGUCACGGACACGGACACAGUCACGGUGGGCACGGACACGGGCACGGGCACGGCAAGAGCAAUGGCUGGAAGAAGAACUCGAGCGAGGAGCGUGCCAACCCCGGGGAGACGUCGCAGUUCAUCCAGUCCGUGGGUGCCGCCGAGCAGGCGACGCGCAUCGUCCCCGACAAAGACGCCAUGGGGGAUGUCAAGUUGGCGUGCUCGGAACCUUUGCCACAUGUCAACGGCAACCUGCAGAAUGGCGAUAUGGCGACCGUUCUGGAUCUGGAGAUGGCAGAGGAGUCUGCUUCCCAGAUGAAUAUGCGUGGUGUGUUCCUGCACGUACUGGGUGAUGCCCUCGGCUCUGUGGUGGUCGUGGUCAAUGCAAUUUUGUAUCACUUUUUCCAGGAUACCUGCGCUUCUGGCGAAGAAAGAUCCUGUUGGGUCUAUUACUUAGACCCCAGCUUAUGUUUGGUGAUUGUUUUCAUUCUUUUGGGCACCACAUUCCCCCUGCUGCGCGAGUCGGCACUGAUCCUUUUGCAGACGGUGCCCAAGCACAUCGAUGUGCGGGUGUUGACGGAGCGACUGCGCAAGAUCGAAGGCGUGCUAGCGGUGCACGAACUGCAUGUGUGGCAGCUUGCGGGAAGCCGCAUCAUCGCUACGGCGCACAUUAAGUGCCAGGGCCCGGCCUCCUACAUGGAGACUGCAAAGCUUAUUAAAGCUUUCUUUCACAAUGAAGGCAUUCAUGCCACCACUGUGCAGCCCGAGUUUGCAGAUGAUGGCCUCUCAGGUUCGCGUAUGGCUCUCUGCGACCUAUCCUGCCAAACGCAGUGCGCGCCUAAGCUUUGCUGUUCUACCGGUAAAGUGAUGGCUGGUGACUGGAACGGACAGCAGCAGUCUGGACCUGGAAACGGCAACAACCUCGAGACUAUCCGAGAGACACCAGAGCCCAACCGGGAUUCACCUGCGCACUGUGAACUGAAGGAGGGAGACGAAAUCAGCAUUGACAUCAAACCUGCCUCUGUGGAGGAUAAAGUGGGAACAGAGAGCGAAAGCCAGAUGUAACGUGUAUAUUUGGAAAGUCACUUUUAUCCAUUGGUUAUGUGAACGUAUGUACAGGUUCAUGAUGAAGAGUAGGCUUAACUUUGCAUUGUACCAAUUCAUUAACAAUACAAUUGGUAAGGUUAUUGACAGUAGAUCAGCAGAGCACAUAUUUAUAAAGUUUUCCUUUGGAUAAUUUGUAUGAAUGCAGAACUCAUUCGACGAUGCCAAGUUUAGCCUAUUUCAAGGUUUUUUUCAUGCCGUUGUGAACGCUGUGGGAUUUGAGUGGUAAAGUGGGUGGCACUUCAUCAGAAAUGGGAGACGCAGCUCCACUGUGACAGAAUGGUCACUACUGUGCACAAAGGAAUUGUGAUGUGUUUUGUCAUACUUCAACUUAACUACAUCUUGUAUCCAUUUGUGGAUCUCCAAACAUCACUCAAUGCAAUUAGAGUACUUGUAAUUUAAGUAUAUAUUGCCUUUGUAUUUAGAUUUUUUUGUUUCAUUGUUACAGUUUCACUAGUUUUGUGAAUACUUGACUAAUAACAUUUGAAUGCCAUCGUUUGGGUUAUUGCUCUCUUUAUUACCAGCAGUGCACAGUAACAUUUCAAGAAUGUUUCUGUUCACAUUGGCUUUUUUAGUGUGGAUCAUCAGUUGCAUAACACCACGGCAAAUGGUCACAGUAUUACGCGCUGUGACGGUUGAUUCAUUUUUAAGAACAGAAACUUACAUUGUGCCAUGCUGUUUGUCUUUGAACAGUAGUAGCAUAAAGUACAAUCCGUUUUCUACCAAGUUUAGCUUAUGCUUGCAGUGGUGUGGCAGAGGCCUCUUGCCAGUAGUGAUUAAUAUUGCUUUAGAGGCUUCUUGCACUCUUGGUGCUUUUGCAAGCUUGACCGUGCAUGCAGCUUUUAGGACUAUGAACCAGGUACUCUCCUGAGCAAAAAUUUGAUUUUGGAAAUAACAUGAAGUCAAUUAUAGCAAUGGAAACUGGAUAUUUGCCUCCGAUUUUUAUACGUAAAAAAAUAGUUAAUGACAUUACCUUUUGCCCAAAAAAGAGUUAAUUUUGCAUAAGCAAAAGUAGACGUGUUUCUGAUAAAUGGUGAUUAUGCCAUGUGUCGGUCAUUUUUUUAUUGACUAAAGUGGGGGAACCACCAUUUUGAGAGAAUUUUGUUUCCCUCAGUCUAUCCAACAAUUGUAAACUUAAAGAUAGUAUUAAAAACAUACCAUUGUUGUGUACUUGCUCUUUUACUUGAAUUUUCACUUAAGAAAUUUGUGUUUGGAUUCUUAUUCAUUAAACAUUUAACUUUGAUAUUUGUACCGAUUACAUUGUUCAGCUAAUCGGAUUUUAAAGGAGUUUACUUAAUGUUGACUUAAAUAUAGGCCAAACAAUGUUUUUUUUGCUUACAGUGAUUAUAUUUCCAUAACGCUAUUUAUUUGGCCUAUUCCGUGAUUGGUUUGUGUUACUCGGUUACCCAUUAAAUGACGUUUAAAGAAAUUAAAGCAUUAUUUGAGCUCGUUUGCCUUUUUCUCCCAUUGAAACUGGACGAAUGGCACUUGCCACAUUUCCACUUAUGAAUGCAUGCUAAUUGCGAGGUAGAGAAUAAAAAAAACAUCUACCCUUUAAAUUAAUAAUAAUUACAGCUUAUAUAGCACAUUGCAUAAAAUCUCAAGUAAUGGACUAAUCAGUACAACGGCCCAGGUCCACUGAUGUCAACAUUUGAAUGUGAUUACAGAGGAGGCCUUAUUUGCCUCGUUCACAUAAAAAUGUAUAUUUUGUGAGUGGUGAAAUAAAUGUGUCUAAAUAUGCAAAAGCAAAGUUUUACAAAAAGGGGAGAUUUCCUGUGGAUUUCACUGCAAACACAUCUGAGUGAAUAGUCAUAAAAGCUGGACUUCGGUUUUACUAUAAAAAAAAUCACAUUUGCCCUCAUUUACGAGUGGCAGCUAUAUUGUGUAUUUGAAUAAUUUGUAUUUCUUAGUAUUUUGCGUGGUUGGGUGAAAAUUUACUAUUCAGUGUUCUGAUUGUUGUGUAUGUUAUGCAAAUUUUUUAAACGGCAUUGUUUUAUUUGUCUACACUACUUUAGCUGUUUGUAGCUGGUUCUUGAAUUAUAUUUUUGUGUAUAGCUCUUUUUCCAUUUCUAAAAACAAUCGCUAUAACCUUGUCUUUUUAGAUUCAUACCUCAUUAAAGUGCGCUUUAAAAUUACCACUUGUAAUUUCAUGCUGUUUUAUCAUUUCGUGCCAUUCAGCACACCAUCUGCAACAGCUCAGGCUGAUUUAGAAGAUGCAUGGUUUGUAUCGUUACCUAAUACUAUGGUGGCUAAUCCAAAAUAAAAAUUAUAGACAUG
Lethenteron reissneri (Far Eastern brook lamprey) is the source of this 4537-nucleotide messenger RNA. Its product is annotated as proton-coupled zinc antiporter SLC30A1-like. Lineage: Eukaryota; Metazoa; Chordata; Hyperoartia; Petromyzontiformes; Petromyzontidae. Gene Ontology annotation, biological process: detoxification of zinc ion; zinc ion transmembrane transport; intracellular zinc ion homeostasis. The record is from RefSeq and is a predicted model, not a curated record. Gene Ontology annotation, cellular component: membrane; Golgi apparatus; endoplasmic reticulum. Gene Ontology annotation, molecular function: calcium channel inhibitor activity; zinc ion transmembrane transporter activity.